UGGUCGGAUGCUGCGGGGAUGGUUCAGACAUAUAGCGACGAGAUGGUAAAGCGAUGGAAGGAGGAGAUUGACACCUACCUCGUAUUCGCGGGUCUCUUUUCGGCCGUCCUCACCACGUUCAACGUACAAUCGUACCUCCUCCUCCAGCCUGCCGCGCCCGACCCCUCCAUCGCUGUGCUGCAACAGAUCUCCUCGCAGCUCGCGAGCUUCUCCAUCCACCCUCCCUUCGUCAAUUCGACUCAGCCUUCAAGUGCUACCCGCGCGAAUGCAAACAACCCACCUCCUGUCCCGCGCUGGGCCGUAUGGCUCAACGCGCUGUGGUUCUCGGGCCUCAUCCUCAGCUUGUCCUCCGCGUCGGUAGGCAUCAUGGUCAAGCAGUGGCUCAACGAGUACAGCAGCGGCGUCUCCGGGAGAUCCCGUCAUGUUGCGCGGGUGCGCCAGUAUCGCCUAAACAACCUUCGAAUGUGGCGCGUCGAGGACAUCAUCGGUGCCAUCCCCAUCCUCCUUCAACUCGCCCUGGCACUCUUCCUCUCCGGAAUGCUCAUCCUCCUCUGGAACCUCCACGACACUGUUGCGGCUGUCGCAUCGACUCUAGUCGGCCUUCUUGCCAUCUUCACGGUUGUCACCACGCUUCUCCCUCUCGUCAACCACAAGUGCUCCUAUCUCACCCCCCAGAUCCGCGCAGUC
This is a messenger RNA of Trametes versicolor FP-101664 SS1, 687 nucleotides long. RefSeq lists its product as uncharacterized. The annotation marks the transcript as partial. The transcript is spliced from 2 exons. The record is from RefSeq and is a predicted model, not a curated record. NCBI's taxonomy places the organism in Eukaryota, Fungi, Basidiomycota, Agaricomycetes, Polyporales, Polyporaceae.